Molecule: messenger RNA, 2263 nt
Organism: Dermatophagoides farinae (American house dust mite)
Lineage: Eukaryota; Metazoa; Arthropoda; Arachnida; Sarcoptiformes; Pyroglyphidae
Product: protein CLP1 homolog
Biological process (GO): mRNA 3'-end processing; tRNA splicing, via endonucleolytic cleavage and ligation
Cellular component (GO): mRNA cleavage factor complex; nucleus
Molecular function (GO): polynucleotide 5'-hydroxyl-kinase activity
Source: RefSeq, a predicted model, not a curated record
UCAUGUGUUUACAUGUGUAAAUAUAUUCUGUGAUUCUAAAUUUUUUUUGUGUUUCAUUCAAAGUUCUUUACAUUAAAAAAUGAAAAUGUCCACUGGUGAUAAUAAUAAUGCUAAUUCUGAAAUUAUCGAACCAAGAUCAUAUACACUUGAAAAAGGUGAAGAACUUCGUUUCGAAGUUGAAAAUGAAUCUGUUCAAUGUCAAUUGAUUGAAGGUAAAGCCGAAUUGUUUGGAACCGAGCUACGUUUGGAACAAAAAUAUACGUUUCAAAAAGGUGCUAAAGUAGCAGUUUUUACUUUUCAUGGCUGUAAAUUGAAACUGUAUGGAUCACCCGAAGUUGAGUAUGUGGCUAGCGAAACACCCAUGACUAUUUAUCUAAAUCUGGACAAUUCAUUGGAAGGUUUACGAGUCACUGCCAUUAAAGAAGAUAAAUAUGGUCCAAAUGUUCUUGUUGCCGGGCCGGUGGACGUAGGAAAAACUACUUUUUGUCGGAUAUUACUAAACUACGCUGUACGUCAUGACCGUACACCAAUCUAUGUUGAUCUGGAUCUUGGCCAAGGUUCAUUGACUCUUCCGGGCAAUAUUAGUGCUGUGGUGAUUGAGAAACCUGCCGAUAUUGAAGAUUCAUUUCAUAUCACGGCACCGAUUGCAUUUCAUUAUGGUCACUUGACACAAAGUAAAAAUACUAGUUUAUACAAUAUUAUCAUGAAAUCUUUGGCCGAAGUUGUUGAAUGUAAAAAAACCAAUGAACCAUCGACCAAAUAUUCUGGCACAAUUGUCAAUACAUCGGGAUGGGUACAAGGAUAUGGCUAUCAAUCUAUUUUACAAGCUAUUGAACAUUUUCGCAUCGAUAUUGUUCUUGUACUUGAUCAGGAACGAUUGUAUAGUGAAUUAGUGAGAGAUUUGAAAUCGAAACAAGGAAUCAAAGUGUUGCUUAUACCUAAAAGUGGUGGUGUAGUUAGCCGUUCUCGUGAAUUUCGUGCCGAAAUGCGUGAUCAAAAGAUUCGAAGCUAUUUUUACGGAACAACAACAAAACCUUUCUAUCCAUAUUCAUUUGAUAUUCCAUUCGCACAGUUUACGGCCUAUAAAAUUGGCUCACCUAACCUACCAGAUUCGUGUAUGCCUAUCGGUAUGAAAUCGACAGAUAAUUCGACUAAAUUAAUACCCGUACAACCAUCAUCAUCAUCAUCAUCAUCAAUAUUGAAUCAUAUAUUUUCAAUCUCAUGUUCAACAACUGAACAAGAUAUAGACAAAGUCAUUACAACCAACAUAUAUGGAUUUAUUGCUGUGACCCAAGUUCAUAUGGAUCGACAAGUAGCAACAUAUAAAUGUUAUUCAGUAUCAAUGUUGCCGGAUGAACGACAGAAUCUGGAAAAAGGUGGUAAAAUCAUAAUGCCACCAUCGGCUCUUCAUACGCUUACACGUUUAAAUACGGUUUAUCCAAUGUUAUUUAAGCUGACGAAUAAGGAUAAAAAUCGUCACACACAUUCUGGCGUGUUGGAAUUCAUAGCUGAAGAGGGUAAAGUUUAUCUACCAUAUUGGAUGAUGCGUAACCUAUUAUUGGAUGAAGGAUCAAUGUUACAUGUACAAAGUGUAUCGUUACCUGUGGCUACAUUUUCAAAAUUUCAACCACAAAGUGUCGAUUUUCUGGAUAUUCAUAAUCCAAAAGCUGUACUGGAAAAUGCAUUACGAAAUUUUGCCUGUCUAACCACUGGUGAUGUCAUUGCGAUUAAUUACAACAAUAAAGUUUAUGAAUUAAGCGUUCUGGAAACCAGACCCGGUCCAGCAGUUAGUAUUAUCGAAUGUGAUAUGAAUGUGGAAUUUGAAGCACCAAUUGGUUAUCAAGAACCUACUCGACAGAACCAGAAAACUGGUUCAGACCAAAACAAUCCAAUGGCUGAUGAUAAUGAUGUAACUAUGAUUGAAGAUCCGAAACAAUUGCAACAAAAUCCAUUCUCUGGUAAAGGUAAUCGUUUGGAUGGAAAAAUGCCCAAAGAAACUAUAACUACAACUAAUCCUGUACCAAGAGAAAUGGCCAGAGGUGCACCUGAUUAUAAUUAUCAAAUUGGAACGAUAAAAUUUUGGAGACUAAACAAUCGGCCAGCUAAAUCGUCAUCAUCAUCCAACACACAAACAUCAACAGUCGAUGAUAAAAACAAUGCAUUCAAACCGUUCAUCGGUGAAGGACAGACAUUAUUCAAGAAAAAAAAUCCAUCUUAAAAUAAAAAAAAAGAUUUGAUAUUUUUUUAUUGAAAAUUUGAUUGA